Molecule: messenger RNA, 1955 nt
Organism: Triplophysa rosa
Lineage: Eukaryota; Metazoa; Chordata; Actinopteri; Cypriniformes; Nemacheilidae
Gene: dcun1d1
Product: DCN1, defective in cullin neddylation 1, domain containing 1 (S. cerevisiae)
Exons: 7
Coding region: 55-828 (257 amino acids)
Biological process (GO): positive regulation of ubiquitin-protein transferase activity; protein neddylation
Cellular component (GO): ubiquitin ligase complex
Molecular function (GO): ubiquitin conjugating enzyme binding; ubiquitin-like protein binding; cullin family protein binding
Source: RefSeq, a predicted model, not a curated record
AGUAGGCACAGGACAGAGAGGGAUAGCGGAAGAGGGAGUCUGGAAAUCACAAACAUGAACAAGCUGAAAUCCUCUCAGAAGGAUAAAGUUCGACAGUUCAUGAUCUUUACUCAGUCAAAUGAGAAAACAGCAUUGAAUUGUUUGUCUCAAAAUGAUUGGAAACUAGAUUUUGCUACAGACAACUUUUUCCAAAAUCCUGACCUCUACAUUCAGAAUCUAAAGGGAACAUUAGAUCGGAAAAAAUUAGAACAUCUCUACAAUCGGUACAGAGACCCUCAAGAUGAUAACAAGAUUGGUAUAGAUGGAAUACAACAGUUCUGCGAUGACUUGGGACUUGAUCCAGCCAGUGUAAGUGUGCUACUAAUCGCAUGGAAGUUUCGGGCUGCAACACAGUGCGAGUUUUCCAAACAAGAAUUCAUAGAGGGAAUGGCUGAGCAAGGGUGUGACAGCAUAGACAAACUCAAAGCACAACUACCCAGGAUGGAGCAGGAGUUAAAGGACCAAGGAAAAUUCAAAGAUUUCUAUCAGUUCACAUUCAACUUUGCCAAGAAUCCAGGACAAAAGGGUUUAGACCUAGAAAUGGCAAUUGCAUACUGGAAUUUAAUAUUGGCUGGGCGUUUUAAAUUUCUAGAUCUAUGGAACAAAUUUUUAUUGGAGCACCAUAAGCGAUCCAUUCCCAAAGACACAUGGAACCUUUUGUUAGAUUUCAGCACGAUGAUCACAGACGAUAUGUCAAACUAUGAUGAGGAAGGAGCAUGGCCAGUUCUCAUUGAUGACUUUGUGGAGUUUGCAAGGCCGUACAUUGGCACCAAAAGUACAGCUGUAUAACUGCAUUUUUUCCAAGGGACAUCUGAACCUCAGACAAAAACACACACAGCUUCUGCUGGGCACAGUGGACUGAAGUGAGAUCUGCAUUUGCCUUUUCUACAAGCCCUCAGGACUGAGACAUUUAUACAAACCAGAGACAUUGUAAAGGCAUCGUUUCUCUUCAGUCAUCUAAUGGUGGUUUGGGCUUAUUAUCUGUUUUGUUUUCGACAUCAUGCAGGAUCUGAUUCAGUCUCUGGGACAGCAGUAUUCUUAUCCAGAUGAAGCAGUUUGACAAGAGCAAGCUGUCACAGAUACUCUGACAUGUACAAUGACAUGUUAAUCCUUGUCCAGAGCUCAGAUAGGAAAUGUCAAAAAUCAAAAUCCUAAUUUUAAUACUCCAUGUGCAUUCUUGCUUUGAAUGUUGUUUUUUUCUGUUUGUUUUUUAUGGAAAUUUGAGUCAAAGAAUUUUGAUUGAACUCUCUCUUUUUUUAUGAAACAGUUACUGGUGAGAACCAGUCAGGGUUUCUUUCCAUUUUGUUUUAUUGUGAUAUUGUAUGUUUUCUGUUGAUGUCCAGAGUUCACAUUGCUUGUUUUGAUCAAUACGGAUAGGUCAUAUUAACUGAGAAUGUUAUAUUUUACAAUCAUAGAAAUAAUAUUAGUUUGAACAUUACCUCAGUUUUCAUUGAUUAAUGAUUCCAUUCGAUGUAUUGAUACACUGUUUUUUGCAGUCCGUUGAGCACUUAAAUAAGUAACACAAUCCACACAAUAAAUCAGUAAAUACUUUAAAAAUCAGGUUAUAGUUAAUGAAUAAAGUCAUAUGGCCGUGAAAAUAAUUCAAAGACUUUCCGCAUCAUACAACUAAGUACAAUCCACCGAAAUACAAGUUUUAUGUCUGUAUAUUUGACUCAUCUCUUAAAUUUCUUGUGCGUCACGUCUUAACUUGAGAUAGACAACAGCAGUUUUGUCAUUAAAACACAUUUCCCCCAAAGAGAAGCAUUUGGAGCCAUCUAUCUGUAGCAAGAAGCGCACAGCGGUGGCCAUUUGUUACGUUGUUGCUAGGAAACGAAACGUGACAACACCGCCGUUAAGUGAUGUUAUUAGUAAAUGUCUCGUCGUUUGAACUGUAUUUUUCUGACUUUCUCCAUUAA